Messenger RNA from Trichophyton verrucosum HKI 0517, 198 nucleotides. RefSeq lists its product as uncharacterized. The annotation marks the transcript as partial. The record is from RefSeq and is a predicted model, not a curated record. NCBI's taxonomy places the organism in Eukaryota, Fungi, Ascomycota, Eurotiomycetes, Onygenales, Arthrodermataceae. The transcript has a single exon.
UCAAAGUCCUCACCAGCCACUUUUCUCCAGGCUGCUUCUUCCGUUUCUCCCUUGGGCCCCUUCCUUCGCUUCUUGCCUCUCGCUCAUUCUUCCAUCAUCAUCCAUCAUAUACUUGAAACGGCCGUUGCUGGGUAUCAGAAGAUGGGGUUUCCAAAAGAUGGGACGCAGGAGAUCUCCGUCGGUGAAGCUCUCGGAUGA